Molecule: messenger RNA, 5379 nt
Organism: Cygnus olor (mute swan)
Lineage: Eukaryota; Metazoa; Chordata; Aves; Anseriformes; Anatidae
Gene: ANKRD6
Product: ankyrin repeat domain 6
Exons: 16
Coding region: 2317-4710 (797 amino acids)
Cellular component (GO): cytoplasm; nucleus
Molecular function (GO): protein binding
Source: RefSeq, a predicted model, not a curated record
UGGCAGCACUAAACUUUGCACGCUCGCAAGUCAUCUGGGUGUUAGCCUACGUUUGGGGUCGCUGGUGGUGCGGCCAAGACGUAAGGAGCAUCUGAAAUUUGAUCAGAAAUGUCAGCGUGUCAGGAAAAUGUUUGCGUUGAGCCUUCUGCAGUGAAUGUUAAGAACCUCUCGGUGCCAAUGAUGUUACUGAUUUAUUUGUCUCUAAUACAAGGGGUGGGAAAAGCAACCAGGGGCUGACCGCAGGUGUUUCAGGACGCACAGGGCUGGUUGUCGGUGCGUUGUGCCUGACGUCCGAGCGGCCAGGCUGGGUGUAAGGAUGGGGGCAAACCAGUGACUGCACGGUUCGUUCAGAAACCACCAGGGCACAGGCAGGCGCUGGCACAGAAACAAACAACUCCACGGCCUGAGAAGCUCUCGGAGAACAUAACUGAUGUGAGGCUUUCUGCACGGCGUGCUGGUCUCGGGGGCAAGGAGGGGAAGAGCUGGGUGGUGGGGACGCUGCUUUGGGAUGUCAGGGGAGAGCCACGGAGGGAACAGGGCGGCCAGAUCGCGGGGCUGCAGCUUGCGUUGGUCACUGGAAAGCAAAUACUUCAGGCAGGUGAGAUCUAACCUUGCGUUACUUUUCACAGAUCAGCUUCUUAAUUACAGGCCAUCUGUAUUUCUUGGCUUUUCCACAUGGCUUGUACACAAAGGCACAGCAUGGCACAGGCUCGCGCAGUGCCGGAGGAGCGGUGUGUGCUGUGCACGGCCCUGCUGAGGGACACGAGGGCUUUUUUCUUCUCUUCCAUCUUUCAUACGACGCCAGGGUGUCCAAACCACGUCCGUUUGCUGACUAAACGUGCAGCUAUUUCCACGUUGCUACAGGCAUGCUGGCACCUAGCAAGCAAGGGGAUGGUAAAGAAAAGCUGACCUGAAUCCUCUCCCUGGAGACAGCAGAACCUCACGCUCGUCCUUGCAAAUCAAGAGGCAAUUAUCUGGAGUUGUUUCCUGGCUUUGACAUAACUUUUCUAUGAACGUUGGAGAAAACAGCAACUUCCCUGUGCUUUGAAGAGCACUUUCUGUAAAAUGGGUGUAAUGUUUGUGAGCACAAUACUCACCUCGAAGGGUGUUACAGGAGUUAGUGCUCAUAAAGUGUGUUCUAAGGUUCAGUAAGACAAAUUGUCGUAGGAGUGCGGGUUAAUUCUGCUGCUGUCAUCUACAAAUUAACCAACGUGGUUUUAACAGGGGUGAGCUGUUGAUCAAAAAUUUGUCUUCCUAGUAUGAGGAUGGAAAUUGAAUGAGGUGAGGCUCUCCCUGCUGAAACCGGAAGCAAAACGUCCGUGCUGUGAGUGGUGGGAUUAUGGGGGGGGGCUGUGUGCGAUCGGCUAGGCUGAGGCAACCAAAUCCAUUUAGGGGGCCAGCCAAGCCAGGCAGGAGUACUAGCUUGUCGUUAUUGCUGUUUCGAGAUGGAUUCAAAAGGAGAGCACAGGUGUGAAAGACAUUGUGUUGCACCGUCUCCACGAUCAUCUAGUCCCUGUACCUCUUACCCUCAAACUAAGUGAAGUCUGUAAUACUAUUAGCUGAUAAAGAACAGCGCAGUGAUAUUUCAAGAGAGAGAGAAAGAUAAAUCAUCUGUGCACGCACCUGCUAUCUUGAAAAUGUUUUUGCUGUACUGAAACAAUCAAAUACCAAGGUGUGAAAUACUGCUGAAGUAAAGAUAAAGCUGAAGUUCUCCUAGACUUGGAGGAUCCUAAAGCUCAGAGUGGAUAAAUUUUUGGGAAGCAUCACUUUUCAGCUCUGCUGGUUGCUUGGACAGGUUGUUGGAGCCAGGGAAGAAGAACUUGCUCACGGCCACUUGCCUGGUUUGCAUGAAGAGUGCUAAAUCUGAACUGUUCCCGGGGCCAGCGUGCCGCGGUGUCAGCACCUCCAUGGGAACGCAGUUUCUCGAUGACAGCAAAGAUCGGCGUUUCCCCAUUGCAGGCUGAGAUCCCUCCCAAAGGUGUCCUUGGGAUGGUUCAGAGGAGGCUGUGAAGCAUUUUGUACCAGUGAGGGAGCAGUCAGCUGCCUUUAAUUGCUGCUUGCUCUCGGGCCUGCCAGUGCAGAGAUCUGUGUAUUUAUAUCCCCAGCCCAUAGCUGUAACGCAUCCGUGUUCCCUUGGCCGAAACGGUGCUGUUAGCAGUCGAGGUCCAGAAGAUGGCAUAGGAACAGCGUCACCUUCCAGGGAGCUGGGGUCCUUUCUCACCUCCGUGCAUGCUGCUUGAACAGACCUGAAGCCUUUGUUAUUGGACUGAAGAAGCCUGCGCACUGCUUGCCUUGAAAACCUUUCUCUCCUAAUUCAUGAGCCAGCAGGAUGUGGUCGCUGUGCUUUCAGAACGGCUUCUCAUAGCUGCGUACAAAGGCCAAGUGGAUAAUGUGGUGCAGCUUAUCAACAAGGGUGCCAAGGUAGCAGUUACCAAGCAUGGCCGGACCCCCCUGCAUCUUGCUGCCCACAAGGGUCACCUCCAUGUCGUCCAGAUUUUGUUGAAAGCAGGUUGUGACCUGGAUAUUCAGGAUGAUGGCGAUCAGACAGCAUUGCACCGGGCUGCUGUCGUAGGGAACACCGAUGUCAUUGCAACUCUCAUUCAAGAAGGUUGUGCUUUGGACAGACAGGACAAGGACGGGAAUACCGCUCUUCAUGAAGCUUGUUGGCAUGGAUUCAGUCAGUCUGCCAAAGUGCUCGUUAAGGCAGGAGCUAACGUGCUUGCCAAGAACAAGGCAGGUAACACACCUCUGCACCUGGCUUGCCAGAACAGCCAUUCCCAGAGCACUCGUGUUUUGUUACUUGGAGGAUCUCGAGCAGACCUCAAAAACAAUGCAGGAGAUACCUGUCUGCAUGUGGCUGCUCGUUAUAAUCACUUGCCCAUCGUUAGGGUGCUGCUCAGUGCUUUCUGUUCUGUCCAUGAAAAGAACCAGGCGGGAGACACGGCGCUCCACGUGGCUGCUGCUCUAAAUCAUAGGAAGGUGGUGAAGCUGUUGCUGGAGGCAGGGGCUGAUACGUCAGUUGUCAACAAUGCAGGUCAGACCCCUCUAGAGGUUGCCAGACAGCACAAUAACCCUGAGGUUGCGCUUCUGCUCACUAAAGCAUCCCAGGUCUCACGCUUCAAUCGCGGAAGAAGCCUGAGGAAGAAGAGGGAGAGGCUGAAGGAGGAGAGGCGAGCUCAGUCGGUGCCACGGGAUGAGGUGGUACAGAGCAAGCAGGGCAGCGUCUCGGCUGCUGACGACACCCAGAGCAGCGACCAGCCACCACAGAGGAAAAUAGAUCUGAAGGAUGAGCCCCGGUCAGCCUCUCCGGAUCCCAAAGGGAAGAAGAGCAAAAAGAAAAAGCCAAAGGAGAAGGUUUCAGCACUCUCCGACCCCAUUUCCCCAGCCGAUCAGCAGACACUCCCUCGGCCCCAGCAAAACCUGCCAAAACGCAGAAGUAAACAUCACUGCUCCUCUCCGCCGCCUCCCCACGAGGUCCGAGCCUACCAGCUGUACACCCUCUACCGAGGGAAGGAUGGGAAGGUGAUGCAGGCGCCAAUAAAUGGAUGUCGUUGUGAGCCCCUGAUAAACAAACUGGAGAAUCAGCUGGAGGCAACCGUGGAGGAGAUAAAAGCUGAGUUUGGGACAGUACAAGAUAAGAUGAAUGUUAAGCUGGGCCAGAUGGAAAGCAAAACUCAGCAUCAACUCCGCGUUUUAGACAAGCUGAUGGCAGAGCGGCUGUCCGCAGAGAGAACAGAGUGCCUUCAUCGCCUGCAGCAGCACACUGAGCUGGAAAAAAACGAGGGAGAGAAACGGCAGAUGUCCUUGGUCGAUGAGCUGAAGACCUGGUGCAUGCUGAAGAUUCAGAAUCUGGAGCUGAAGCUUUCUGGAGAUUCCAGGUCAUCGAGGCCAAAAUCAACGCUGUCCACCUGUGAGUCCCUGACCGAGACCCUGGACACGGAGAACAACCCCCACAGCGCCAAGGACUGCAAAGCCCCCCAGCCCCUGCUGCAGUCGGAGGGCUCCCACCAGCACUCCUGUGCCACCCUGCCCAACAGCCUCUCGGAAGAUGGGGGAAGGAGCAGAGGCCCGGGGCCCGAACAGAGCUUCGGACAACAGUUCUGCAUGCAGCAGGAUGGUGCCUCAGGGACAACCCUGUCAGGUGCGGAGCAGCAGUUGAUCCCUGCUGGACCAGCUGCUUCUUCAGCCCCUGCUCCAGACGUCCGGCCAAAGGACAAAGCCGGCGGUGCCAGCACGUUCCAGAGGUUCCAGCAGGAGCUGCCCUCCGCCGAGCUCGCGGGCUCCAAAUUGCGACACGUAAAGGUUCAGGCUGCUUUGCAGCCCUUGGCCGAGCCUGCAAAGACCGACCCGCAGAGCGGCUGCUUCGUCGACAGAGGAACUCAGACAAAGAAAUCCAGCAAGGGCGGGCAGCCGAGGCACAAGGCGCCGCACCAGGCGGGGGCUCAUCAGAGCCAGGAGCCGCCCGCUCCACCGGCGGGGCAGCCGCCCGCCCCUCCGCUCAGAGACACCUCGCAGGCCCUGGAGAUAACCCAGUACUUCUUUGAGGCCGUUUCCACUCAGAUGGAGAAGUGGUACGAACGGAAGAUUGAAGAAGCCCGGUGCCAAGCUAACCAGAAAGCUCAGCAAGACAAAGCUGCGCUCAAGGAGCACAUCAGGAGCUUAGAGGAGGAGCUCAGUAAGUUAAGGACUAAGGUGCAGAAAGAAAGCUAGCGUUUGCCCGGCGGGGCGAGGCGAGCAGCAGGACUCACUCUGGAACCUGCUGUGCAGGAAUCUGGGAUAGGCGUAGAUACGUACUUGUAGUGCCUGGCACGUCCAAACAAAAUGCUCUUUUUUCAGGAGUAGAAAUAACUUUGGAAACUCCAGAACCAAGGAGCUUCACAUGCAGACUGUACCGACGACAACAAGAUGCUGCAGAUUAGAUCCUUUCCUCGUUAUUUCCCAGAGCCCGUUACAUUUUGCACUCUCAAGUUUCAGGUGCUGCUUGAAAACACAUUGCAUUAAAAACCAAAUCCGCUUUCAGAAAAGGGAAUUUUCGUAUUUCCACCUAAGUCAGGUGUGGCGAGAGGGUUCUGCCGUACGCCUCAUGUGAAGGUGACACCAAUACUGAAAUAAAUCCCGGACGUGUGAGAGCUUUGGGCUGGGUCAGCAGUGAUGCGGCGGCUGCUUGGUGCUGAAGGGCUGCUGAGCCUGCUGCAGCUACUUCCCGCGGCCUCUCUCUGGUCAGCGGAGCAAAGCUCAAGCAGGGAGAGGUGCGGGUUUCCUGGUGGGAGAGGCCAAGCACCCACUGAGGUGAGCUGCCCCGUUAGGUACGGAGGCUUCUGUUGCCACGUUGUUUUUCAUUUGGUAUGCAUUAUUAAAAUAAAUGCUCAAUUAGGCUCU